Messenger RNA from Cataglyphis hispanica, 3074 nucleotides. Its product is annotated as CTP synthase-like. Lineage: Eukaryota; Metazoa; Arthropoda; Insecta; Hymenoptera; Formicidae. The record is from RefSeq and is a predicted model, not a curated record. The transcript has 11 exons. Gene Ontology annotation, molecular function: identical protein binding; CTP synthase activity. Gene Ontology annotation, cellular component: cytoplasm; cytoophidium. Gene Ontology annotation, biological process: CTP biosynthetic process; pyrimidine nucleobase biosynthetic process. The coding region runs from base 187 to 2040 and encodes 617 amino acids.
CAGACUGUAUGUAUAGGGACUCUAGCGAGCGCGGGCAUAUCACGCAUCGUGCUGUGCUUUACGUACCGUGACACAAUUUAUGCAGUGUUAAGUUCGGUUCAAUUCAUAUCCGAGUUGCAUUUGCGAACUUGAGUAGCGAAGAUAUCCAUAUCCAUUUCAAAUCAUCGAGAAUCAGCUAGCCAAGUCAUGAAGUAUAUUUUGGUGACCGGCGGUGUGAUAAGCGGCGUGGGCAAAGGUGUUAUCGCCAGCUCGUUCGGCACUAUCCUCAAACACUGUAACAUUCGCGUGACAUCCAUCAAGAUUGAUCCUUACAUCAAUAUCGAUGCCGGGACGUUCUCACCCUACGAGCACGGAGAAGUUUAUGUACUCGAUGAUGGUAGUGAAGUGGAUCUUGAUUUGGGCAAUUACGAGCGUUUCCUGGAUAUUACUCUUCAUAAGGACAAUAAUAUAACAACAGGAAAAAUUUAUCAACAUGUUAUUACAAAAGAGAGACAUGGAGAUUAUUUAGGAAAAACAGUACAAGUUGUACCUCACAUCACUGAUGCUAUUCAGGAAUGGGUGGAAAGAGUUGCGAAUCAGUCUGUAACAGAAGAUGGAGCUAAACCAGAGGUUUGCAUAGUAGAAUUGGGUGGCACAAUAGGCGACAUAGAAGGGAUGCCGUUUGUAGAAGCAUUUAGGCAGUUUCAAUUUAGAGUGAAGAAAGAAAACUUCUGUGUUGCCCAUGUGUCUUUAGUGCCGCAGGUAACUGCGUUACAUGCCUACAAUCUUUACACACAGCCAAAAUCAACAGGCGAACCCAAGACGAAACCAACGCAAUCUAGUGUUAGGGAAUUACGUGGAUUAGGUUUAUCACCCGAUCUUAUAGUUUGUAGAUCGGAAAUGCCUAUUGGUAAUUCUGCUAAGGAAAAAAUUUCAAAUUUUUGUCAUGUCGCUCCAGAGCAGGUCAUCACUAUUCACGACUUAACGUCCAUAUACCGAGUACCACUUCUUAUGGAGUAUCAAGGCGUUAUAGAGUUUCUCAAUGAUCGAUUGCAACUAAAUAUCGGGAUGCCGCGCCCGCGUUCUUUUAUGCGAAAAUGGCGAGAUUUAGCUGAUCGCGUGGAUCAUUUGCGGAAAGAUGUUAACAUCGCUCUAGUGGGCAAAUAUACGAAACUCGAGGAUUCUUACGCUUCUGUUACAAAAGCAUUGCAGCAUGCUGCCAUUGAGGCCGGUUAUAAAUUGAACUUGACGUUUAUUGAAGCUGCUAAUCUAGAGCAAAUUACAUUAAUAGAAAAUCCAGUCUUAUAUCAUGAGGCUUGGCAACAGCUUUGCAAAAGCAAUGGCAUUAUUGUACCAGGCGGCUUUGGUAAAAGGGGAUUGCAAGGAAAGAUAGAGGCUUGUCGAUGGUGCAGAACAAACAAUAAACCAUUCCUUGGUAUCUGUCUGGGUCUGCAAGCGGCGGUCAUUGAAUUAGCGCGAAACGUAUUGAAUCUUCAAUCGGCGAACUCUACAGAAAUUGAUCCACAUACUAGUAGUCCCGUGAUAAUAGACAUGCCAGAGCACAAUCAGGAAAUUAUGGGGGGAACUAUGAGACUUGGCAAGAGACAAACGCGUUUCUGCAACAAUAAUUCGGUCCUAAAGAAAUUGUAUGACAAUAAAGAUAUCAUAGAAGAAAGACAUAGGCAUAGAUACGAAAUAAAUCCAGAUUAUGUUCCAGAUUUAGAAGCAGCUGGUUUAAAAUUUGUAGGUCGUGAUGACAAUGAAAAUAUAAGAAUGGAAAUCGCUGAAUUGGAAGGACAUACUUAUUAUGUAGCUACACAAUUUCAUCCUGAGUAUCUAUCAAGGCCUUUAAAACCCUCACCGCCGUUCCUCGGUUUAAUUUUAGCUAGUGUAGGCAAACUGAAGUAUUAUGUAGCACGAGGGUGUAAAUUUUCACCUCGCCAACAGAGCGAUAAUGAAUCAGAUGAUGACUACAUGGAGAGAAAAUUGCAAUUGUCAAGUAAUGCAAAUAGAAGUGGUAGUAAUAUGACAGAACUCUGUCUCAAUGAUACUUUGUAUUGAGUAUAAUUUUAUUAUAUGAAAUUUAUUUUGUGUUAUUCCUCUCUCUCUCUAUAUAUAUAUAUAUAUAUAUAUAUAUGCAGGUAGAGCAAGUGAAACAGAGGAAAAAACUCUUUUAUCAUAUUUUGCAAUUUUUGUAAUAAUUAUUGAGAAAUUUGCGCGAAUAUAUAUUUGCGCACAUUAAUAAGAAUAAGGGACAGUCUAACAUACAUAUGGUUGUUGCGAGAAUCCAGCGUUAUGUAUCGCUCAUAUAUAACCGUUAUCAUUCCCAAACCUUUGUUGCGCACUACAUAUUACUUAACGACUAUAUACUUUGUCGCCGAUUUUUAGCCAGGCGCACGUCAAUGAGCCGCGCAUCUGAUAGUGUGCGUAAGCGCUCAAGUGUUACUGCCCGACGUGCGUAUGGCUAAAGAUCGGCGAUGAUUGAUCAGACUUUAUUCAAUAAUAACGCCUUUAUUAAGCGUUAUAGGACAAAAUGGUAAAAGACUUUUUUGUUCAGUUUAUUGUGUUCUACCUGCUCACGAGCGUUGUCACAAAUGCUCUGGGAUACCCUGUAUAUAUACGCGCACACAUAUAUACAUAUAUAUGGAGAGAGAGAGAGAGAGAGAGAGAGAGAGGGUAAUUUUUGACACACCCGAAGUGUGAAGGUAGAUUGGGUCAAACCAAAAAGAAAAGUCCUGUACCAUUUUUUCUAUAACGUUUAAUAAAGGAGUUAUUAUUGAAUAAAAUCUAGCUAAUCAUUGUCGAUCUUUAACUGUGCGAGAGCGCCCCGUCGCUACGAUAGCGCACCACUAUCAGACACGCGGCUCACAUUGAUGUAUCUGGCUAAAGGUCGCCGCUAAUCGCUGGCUAGACUCUAUUCAAUAAUAACUCUUUUAUUAAGCGUUAAAGAAAAAAAUAGUACAGGAUUUUUCUUUUCAAUUUGAUCCAAUCUACCUUCACAUUUUGGAUAUGGUAAAAAUUACCGGACACUCUGUAUAUACAUAUGUACAUAUAUACAUAUGGAAUAUUAAAUUAUACAAGUAUAUUUUAUUAAA